AUGGCCGUGAUCACGGAGGUGGAGAGUGACGACGAGCUGCCACCACUCGUUGGGAGUGGCUCACAGGCGACGACAGCAUCGCACACAGCAUCGCCGCCAAAGCAGGACAAAGCUCCGUCCUUUUCCAAGGAAGCGCAGAAGGCUCAGGAGGAGGACGACGAUGACGAGCUGCCGCCUUUGAUCAGCAGUGCAGCGCCGUCGCAAAAGGUGGAACCUCCUCCUCGGAAAGAGGAGGUGCCGGCAGCGAAGCCGGCGAAGACCGCCGAAACAACUGCAGAUUACAAAGUGGCGAGAGCGCCGAGGGAAGAGGUCAGCCAAAAGCCGCCUUCCAGUCCUCCUGGCAGAGGCCCGACUGGACUCGGAAGUGGCGCACCUUCCAUUCCGGCACCGAAGGUAGACAUUGCCAAAGCCACUUCGACACCGGCAGACCCUGCGCCCGCUGAGCUGUCGGUUGAUCGAAUUGCGGACAAAGAUGACUUGGACGAUGCUCUCGACAUCUUGGAAGACGGCCACUUUGAGGAGGCUGAGCUGUUGGCUGGAGAGGUUCAGCGGCAGGCAGCAAAGGAAGAGAAGGCAGAGAGAGAAGCGGAUGCUCUCCGGGUGGUCACCAAGGCACGGAUCAAAGCAGCAGAGGAAAAGGGCUUCGAUGGAUUGCCAGACAUUGAGGUCCUCGAACAGGCGCUGCAGGCUGCAAACAGCGAAAUCUUCACUUUUGAAAAGCACGGCGAAAUCGUCGCGAAGGCCAUCAUGCAGCUGGCUUCGGCAGAGAUCUAUUUGGCAAUGGACAGCCACGCGCAAGCGCUGCAGGUUGCGCAGCAAGCCCUGUCGAUGAUGCAGCAGGCGGGUGCCUCGAACGUCCGAAUGGUCAUGGCUUACCGGUCACUGGCAGAUGUCUACUUUGCCCAAGGUCGCUUCAGUCUGGUCGCAGCGAUGGCCCGCGAAGCCCGGGCUUUUUCGAGUCCGACGCCUGCCCACAUGGCCGAAGCUGCCGGCUCAAUGAUCCAGUGCAGACAGUGGCCGACAGAGUGGCCCAGGCGGCUUCUCUCUUUGCCAUCAGAGCUUCUGCGCCACGUCGCCGAGUGGUGGUGCGAUUUACCUCCACAGACGCAGCCUGCAUUGAGCCGGACAUUGCUGCUGCUUGCCUUCCUGGUUCACGCCUAUCUGUGGCAAGGAGGCCUGAGUGCUUUCUGGCACGACCUGACCGGAAGCUCCGGGGAAGUGGCCCUGGAGGAUAGAGAGGGUGGCCUGCAUGAGUUUCCCGAGCACCUCGCAUCGAGAAUGUCACGUGAGGCCAACGUGCAUCCAGCAGUCUUGAUGCCGUUCCUGCUCUCUUUUAACAUGUCGGGUGAGCCUAACAGCAUUCCUGAAGCCACUGCAUCGAUUCUGCACUGGCUGAGACGGAUGCAGACUUUCCUCCUACUGUCCUGGCUGAUAGCCAUCAUACUUCUACUUUGUGUGCAUGUUCGUGGAGAGCAAGCAAGCCGCCCGCUUCGAGUCAUGGCAUCUGUUUCUACCAUGAAGGCAGCAAUCCUCAACUUCUACUUCCAGGGCUACUCCGCCCGCUUGACAGAUCCGCUGGUGUCUGCUUGGGCCAUGCUGGUCAUCGCGUUCGCACAGCUGGCAGAUGGGGGCCGCGCCUCCGAGGGCUCCAGCUGGGCUGGUCGUUGGAGCAAAAAGCUGCUGUUGGCAGUGCUCUGCUUAUCGUACUUCCUCGGUGGGUGCUACAAGUUGAGCGCUGCCGGGUUCAGUUGGAUGGACGGAAGUGUCUUGGAGUAUUAUGCGAGUCUUUACAUGAGUGAGCAAGCGUGGAGCAGGCAGCUCUUUUCAGUACUGUGUCGAGUCCAUGCAUGGCCGGUACUUUGCACUUGCGGUCUCCUUUUUGAACUGACUUGCCCUCUUGCUCUGUUCCUCCCGUCACUUCGAGCGCCAAUGAUUUGUACGGCGGUGAGCUUUCACUUGGGGAAUUUGUUCUUGAUCACACUCAACGGAGACCGCUUCCUGACUUGGAUCUGGAUGUUGCUCUUUGUGCUUGACUUCCCUGCGACACUGUUCAACAGGGCGGUGGAGUCACCUGUCCUUUCCUCCUCUGAGGAUGUGUUCCUCCUAGAAUCGCCCGACCUCAAAAAAGCGGACCUUUCUGCCGGACUUCGCCGAACGCAUCUGCAGACUGUUUAUGGGCUUCUUGCUGCUGUGGUGGUGGCAACCUGGCUCGCUGUUGGCCUUGCGCGAUCUGCAAGCCUCCGGCACACCAAUUGGCCUUUUGUCGGCCCCGACAUGUUCUCCCGGGUUGGCAGCUGGUCAUCACCAUCACCUUUUCGUGACGUCCUCCUGGACCAGAUCCGGACGAGGCCCCUGCGCCGAAGCCAACCCAGCCUGGGGCAGCGCUUGGCGGCACGGCAAAAGGCACGUGAGCUUUCGGCUGCCCUCCUGGCUUGUGCAAAGGCUCGUAAUGCUGCGACCGAGGGUGCCCAAGCUGUUCAGCCUGCACAAGAGGCAUGUAAGCUGCGUGAACGAAUGGGCGAUCCCAAAGGAGCGGCCCUUGCUGCCUGUGAAGAGGCCAAGGCCUAUCACAGCAUGAAAGCUCAGGCGGCAACCCGAAAGGCAGCACUCAAUGCCGUGGCGUUGGCGAAGGAAGCUUGUGACAGCAAGACGGAGGCUCUCGCCUGGCAUUGUGCCUGUUUGGCUCACGCUGCAGCAGGGCAGAAGCUUGAUGCUAUCAAGGCUGGGAGGCAAGCAUUGACUCUGGCGCGGGAGGUCCGGGAUGUGGAGGUCAUUGGCACUGCCCUUCAGGCUUUGAUGCAGGCCAACGGUGAAGAGGAGAAAGCUGCUUCCAUUGCGGAGGAGGAGCUGAUGAUGGCAAAGAAAGUUGGAGACCGACGUCGUGAGGCUUAUGCGCAACUGAAGAUGGCGCAGGCCAUGAUCUCUCAAGAUCGGCCUCGGGACGCCCUCCGGAGAGCUACCGAAGCUGCCGAGAGGUUGAAGGAGAUGGGCGACCUGAAGGGUGAAGCGAAGGCAACACAGCUUCUUGUCGAGCUUCAGUGCCAGGCCAGACGCGCAAUGGAGGCAUCACGCACCGCAAAAGAGGCGCAGCGUCUCUUCAAGGAAGCUGGUGACAUGAAGGGCUGCGUGGGCGUCCUGCAGAUCCUCACCAGCCUCCAUCUGGAGGCCGGGGACCCUCAUGCUGCAAUUCAGGCAGCCCGUGACCAGGUCAAGCUCUUCAGGGAGGCAGGAUUCAAGGAAGAGGAGGCCUCAGCAACGCUGGGUCUCGCAGAGAUGACGCAGCAGACCAUGGGACCACGGGACGCCUUGCGCCUCGCCAAAGAUGCAGCCUCUAUGUUCAGUACUGCGGGUGAUCUUGCUGGACAAGCACGUGCUCUUGCUCAAGUGGCGCAAAUGCACUUGGGACUCAAAGCCAACACCAACGCCAUGCAGGCGGCGAAACAAGCCGAGGAACUGGCCCGGAAGUCUGGGGAUGAAAAGGUGCUCAUCUCUGCGCUGCAGGCAGUGGGCGAGGCCUAUUCCUCCGCCGACAGGUUCAAUGAGGGCAUCGAUGCCGCCAAGGAGGCGUUACAGAUGGUCGAGAAGGCUCCGGUAAAGGAAGAUACGGCUCGUGCAGCCGCUCUAGCUUGCAUGGCAAAUGUGCAGCUGCAAGUCGCCCACUACGACGUGAACAACCCUGGAGCGCGGAGUCGACCGCGCGGGCUAAAGGAAGCCAUGAAGGCUGCCGAGGAAGCAUUGGCUUUGCAUCGGAAACUUGGCGACCGAAACGGCGAGAUCACUGGCAUCCAGCGCAUUUUCCAUGCUCACCUCCUCAGCCAAGAUGGUCCGAACUCGCUUCGAUAUGCCAGAGAGUACAUGGAGCUCGCGCAGUCAACCGAGCAGAAGGAAAACCUGGGCAGUGCCUUGGUGUCCUUGUGUCAGGGCCAUUUUCUUUGCCGAAAUUGGGACGAAGCAGAGAGGGCAAACUUGGAAGCCCGAGCAAUCUUUGAGAAGUCCCGCAUGCACGAAAAUAUCGAGGUGUGCGAUCAGAUCAUGCGGGAGAUGAAGCAAGAGAUGGAACGAGAUAGGCGCCCGUCGCAACCCAUGGGCCGAGCAAAUGCAGCCCAAGGGGCUGGACAAGGCUACAACUCUUUGCUGCCGGAGAGGCAGGCAUCCCGUGCCCAGCAAGACGGAGUUCCAUCGGGCGGCUUCCGCGGAGUCCCGGCAGGUGGUUUUGGCAGCAGCGAGUCUACACAGGUCAGCCAAGCCCAAGCAUCCCAAGCAGCCACGCGAAGUGCCGCCAGCGAGAAGAUGGCCAAAGGCUUCUCCGAUGGGCUUCGUGGUGCCUUCAGCAAGAGUCAAGGCAGUCAAGGCUCAAGUGCCAGUGACAUGGCCAGGACUCCAAACGGCACCUCGGGGUACAGCAACAGCAGCAACAGCUACACUGCGACAAGCAAUGGCCUUGGAGGCCACUCGGCCCCAAGUGCCAGCAGCGGCAGCAGAAGUGCCGGCUUUGGUGGGCGAUCGUCUGGUUAUGGUGAGUCCAGCGGCUCACGCUACAGCGGCAUGGGAGGUAGCAACUCUGGAUAUGGAGGCGCCAGAGGUGUCCCUGCCGGUGGCUUCGGCAAGUCCGGAGUGCCAGCAGGUGGUUUUGGCGCGAAUCAAGGUGUGCCGGCAGCGGGAAGACCGGGUGUGCAGGCUGGUGGUUUUGGCGGGGCAGCGAGUGCCGCGAAUCAGCCUCGGCCCGGCCGCUCGGCCUUUGCCGGUUUUGCUGGGCAGCGAGGCCUUGGCCGAGGAGAAGAGUAA
This is a messenger RNA of Symbiodinium sp. CCMP2456, 4785 nucleotides long. The record is from the annotation of a GenBank genome assembly. Lineage: Eukaryota; Dinophyceae; Suessiales; Symbiodiniaceae.